CUAGUUGUUAGUGUUUACGAUCCAAUUGAACUGGGCAGAGCUGACAGACCUCUCAGAUGCAGUGUCUUGUUUGGGACUGGUUUGUACUAUUACCACAUACCACCGCGGUUUGUAUCCUUCCUCUAUACUCAUCCAUUAUUAUAAUUUAUCCCUUUAUCACCACACUCCUCCUUCAAGUUCAUCUGGCUCCGAGUCUUUGGAAUUUCUCUUCCCCUAUGGCGUCGUUUCAUAGAGUCUUAGCGAGUGGGAGCAAGGCGGAUCGUCUCUCGGGACCAAUACGCCUCGACCAAAGCGCCAGUAACUUGGCCGUUGUGAUAUCAACAUUGGCAAGGGCCCGCAUAUUGCCUAAAACGAUUUCCUAUCUCGUAUUCUUUUAACUAUCUAGCAAACAGAAAAGCGUUGAUCGUGACUACUGUCGUUUAAGACAGCUGGACAUCGUUCUCGUGGCGAAAGCCCGACGUCGCUUCACUACUCAUCAGACUCUUUGCGGUCGAGUAAAAUUCAAUUUCAAGUCGUUAUUCGGCUUGCCGUAGUCACAAUGUUAGCUCAGAAAGAA
Messenger RNA from Guyanagaster necrorhizus, 556 nucleotides. RefSeq lists its product as uncharacterized. The coding region runs from base 57 to 377 and encodes 106 amino acids. The transcript has 2 exons. NCBI's taxonomy places the organism in Eukaryota, Fungi, Basidiomycota, Agaricomycetes, Agaricales, Physalacriaceae. The record is from RefSeq and is a predicted model, not a curated record.